This is a messenger RNA of Prionailurus viverrinus (fishing cat), 8436 nucleotides long. RefSeq lists its product as uncharacterized. Gene Ontology annotation, molecular function: DNA-binding transcription factor activity, RNA polymerase II-specific; RNA polymerase II transcription regulatory region sequence-specific DNA binding. The record is from RefSeq and is a predicted model, not a curated record. Lineage: Eukaryota; Metazoa; Chordata; Mammalia; Carnivora; Felidae. Gene Ontology annotation, cellular component: nucleus. Gene Ontology annotation, biological process: regulation of transcription by RNA polymerase II.
AGGCGGGCGCGAAGGGAUGGUUCAGCCUUGCCGGCGCCUGGCCUGGACCUUUCUUGUGGGUCGCUUUCACCCAGCCUCCCACUGCGCUGUGGAUGCGCAUUCGGGCGUUUCCAGCAGCUUGGCAUUCUCAGGACUCUGACCUUUUGGAGGAAGAAGACGAUAUGACCAGGUCUCUUUGUCUAGAAAUACAGCAAACAGUGACGUUUAAGGAUGUGGCUGUGGACCUCACCCAGGAGGAAUGGCAGCAGCUGAAACCUGCUCAGAGGAACUUGUACCGGGAUGUGAUGCUAGAGAACUACAGCAACCUAGUCACAGUAGGUUAUCAAGUCACCAAACCAGAUGUGAUCUUCAAGUUGGAACAGGAAGAGGAGCCAUGGGUGAUAGAGGAAGAAAUGCUUGGGAGGCACUGUCCAGAAGUUUGGGAAGUUGAUGAACAACAGAUCAAGAAGCAACAGGAAGCACUUGUGAGGAAAGUCACAUCCAUCUCCAAGAAAACUCUGAUUAAGGAAAAUGUCAUUGAAUGUAAAAAAGUUACAAAAAUAUUUCCUUUGAACUCAGAUAUUAUUACUUCAAGACCAAACUUCUAUGAAUGUGACUCAUUUGAUAAAGAUUUGGAACAUAAUUUAGACUUACUUAGUUAUGAUAAGGACUGUAUAAGAGAGGAAAAUUAUGAAUAUAAUAAAUACAGGAAGCCAUUUUACCCUUGCUCAUCCCAUGUUCUAACCCCCUUUAAGUGUAAUCAGUGUGGACAAGACUUCAAUCAUAGAUUUGACCUCAUCAGACAUGAGAGAAUUCAUGCUGGAGAGAAACCCUACGAGUGUAAGGAAUGUGGAAAAGCCUUCAGCAGGAAGGAAAAUCUUAUUACACAUCAAAAAAUUCAUACUGGGGAGAAACCAUAUAAAUGUAAUGAAUGUGGAAAAGCUUUCAUUCAGAUGUCAAACCUUAUUAGACACCAGAGAAUUCAUACAGGGGAGAAACCUUAUGCAUGUAAGGAUUGUUGGAAGGCCUUCAGUCAGAAAUCAAAUCUCAUUGAACACGAGAGAAUUCAUACUGGAGAAAAGCCCUAUGAAUGUAAAGAAUGCGGAAAAUCCUUCAGCCAGAAGCAAAAUCUUAUUGAACACGAGAAAAUUCAUACUGGGGAGAAACCUUAUGCAUGUAAUGAAUGUGGUAGAGCCUUUUCUCGAAUGUCAUCUGUUACUCUACACAUGAGAAGUCACACAGGGGAAAAACCCUAUAAAUGUAAUAAAUGUGGAAAAGCCUUCUCUCAAUGUUCAGUGUUUAUUAUACAUAUGAGAAGUCAUACAGGUGAGAAACCCUAUGUAUGUAGUGAAUGUGGGAAAGCAUUCUCUCAAAGUUCAUCCCUUACUGUACAUAUGAGAAACCAUACAGCUGAGAAACCCUAUGAAUGUAACGAGUGUGGAAAAGCCUUCAGCAGGAAAGAAAAUCUCAUUACACAUCAGAAAAUUCACACUGGAGAGAAACCGUAUGAAUGUAAUGAAUGUGGGAAAGCUUUUAUUCAGAUGUCAAACCUCAUUAGACACCAGAGAAUUCAUACUGGUGAGAAACCUUAUGCAUGUGCAGUAUGUGGGAAAGCCUUUAGUCAGAAAUCAAAUCUCACUGAACAUGAGAAAAUUCAUACUGGAGAAAAACCUUAUCAUUGUAAUCAAUGUGGAAAAGCUUUCAGUCAGAGACAAAAUCUCCUCGAACAUGAAAAAAUUCACACUGGAGAGAAACCAUUUAAAUGUAAUGAAUGUGGUAAAGCCUUCUCUCGAAUCUCAUCCCUUACUCUUCAUGUGAGAAGUCAUACAGGAGAGAAACCUUAUGAAUGUAAUAAAUGUGGAAAAGCCUUCUCUCAAUGCUCAUUACUUAUUAUACAUAUGAGAAGUCAUACUGGUGAGAAGCCCUUUGAAUGUAAUGAAUGUGGGAAAGCAUUCUCUCAAAGAGCAUCCCUUUCUAUACAUAAGAGAGGUCAUACAGGUGAGAAACGAAAUUUAGAGUCUAACAAUAAUGUAUCAGUCAAGGCCUUUCAAGAAAUAGAUAUUACUCAAAUUGGCCCCUCGCCCCGCUCUAUAAGUGGCCCGCCCCGGACACUGGGCCGUGGGGCGCGCCCGCUGUCCCCCGCGAUGGAGCCGGCCGAGGGGUGCCCGGACGCGUUCGCCUACCUGGAGUGCGCGCUGGGCUUGCUGGGCUCGGUGCAGCUGAUGCGCUGGGCGCACGGGCGCUGUGCGUCCCCGCGCCCCACCUACCAGCUGCCGCAGCGCCUGCGCCACGCGCCCAACCGCAUCCUCCUGGCCACCUUACUCAUCCACUACGCGCAACGGUGCUUGUUUUUCCCGUUUCUGAUCCGAGGAGAAAAGCCGAUGCUCCUAUACGAGUCCAGAAGAGGAGAGAAAAGCCGCUGUACAUCACAAGGCAUGGCAGAGGGCUUCAAGUUUAAAGAUGUGGCCAUUUACUUCUCUCAAAAGGAGUGGGAAUGCUUGCACCCUUCUCAGAAGGGUUUGUACCGAGAUGUAAUGUUGGAGAAUUAUAACAACCUGAUCUCACUGGGACUUUCUGAUUCUAAGCCAAAUGUGAUCUCCUUAUUGGAGCAGGGGAAGGAGCCCUGGAUGGUUAAGAGUAAGGAAACAAAAGAAUGGUGUCCAGAUUGGGAGUCCAGAGGAGAAACCAAUAAUUUAUUUCCAAAGACAGACAGUUAUGAAAUUAAAUCAUUGCAACUGAAGAUAAAAAGACUUGAAAGCUCUCACCUUGAGUGCACUAGGGUCAGAGAUGACAGAGAAAUGAAAUGCCACUUGGAGAAACAACAGGAGGGACAUUUCAGACAAGCCAUAAUAACCUCUGGAGAAGAGUCUGUUUCUGUUCAGUGCACAGUUCAUGGAGUACUACAGACAAUUUAUACUAGAGCAAAAACCAAUGAAUGCAAGGGAUGUAAGGAAGCUGUCAGGUGCCAGUCACACCAUAGUCAACAUGAAAGAAGUCCUAAUAAGGAAAAAGACUCUAAAUGUGGAGAAUGUGGAAAAGCCUUUAAUAGUAGGUCAGACUUAAUGAAGCAUCAGAGAAUUCAUGAAAGCAAAAAAAGUAAAGAAAGUAAGAAAUGUGCCUACAUCCAUGGCUCUGAAGUUACUAAACCUCAGAGAAUUAAUACUGGUGAGAAAUCUCAUAAAUGUAAAGAAUGUGGGAAAGCCUUUCAUUCUGGCUCACAACUUCGUAAACAUCAAAAGAUCCACAUAGGUGAGAAACCCUAUAAAUGUAAGGAGUGUAGGAAGGCCUUUCCAUCUACUUCACAACUUAAUUUACAUCAGAGAAUUCAUACAGAUGAGAAAUACUAUGAAUGUAAAGAAUGUGGGAAAGCCUUUACCCGACCCUCACACCUCCUUCGACAUCAGAGAAUCCAUACUGGUGAGAAACCCCACAAAUGUAAGGAAUGUGGGAAAGCUUUUCGUUAUGACACGCAACUUAGUCUUCAUCAGAUAACUCAUACUGGUGAAAGACGCUAUGAAUGUAAGGAAUGUGGGAAGGUAUAUAGUUGUGCCUCACAACUGAGUCUACAUCAAAGAAUUCAUACUGGUGAGAAACCUCAUAAAUGUAAGGAAUGUGGGAAAGCUUUUAUCUCUGAUUCACAUCUUCUUCGACACCAGAGUGUUCAUACUGGUGAGAAACCGUAUAAAUGUAAGCAGUGUGGGAAAGCCUUUCGUCGUGGCUCAGAACUUACUCGACAUCAAAGAGCUCACACUGGUGAGAAACCUUAUAAAUGUAAGGAAUGUAAAAUGGCCUUUACUUGUAGCACAGAACUUAUUCGACAUCAGAAAGUUCACACGGGUGAGAGACCCCAUAAAUGUAAGGAAUGUGGGAAGGCUUUUAUUCGAAAGUCAGAACUUACUCAUCACGAGAGAAGUCAUAGUGGUGAAAAGCCCUAUAAGUGUAAGGAAUGCGGGAAGGCCUUUGGUCGUGGCUCAGAACUUAAUCGACACCAGAAAAUUCAUACUGGUGAGAAACCUUACAAAUGCAAGCAAUGUGGGAAGGCCUUUAUUCGUGGCUCACACCUUAGUAAACAUCAAAGAAUUCAUACAGGACAGAGGAGUGAAUGAAGACAUGUGGGAAGGCUCAAAAUUUUAUUGAUAUCUGCAAAGUCCUACUAGUUAAACACAAACCUACCGCCUGAUUUUAAGGGAUGUGGGAAAGCAUUUGAGGAUAACUUAAUAUCAGAGUUAAUACUGUGGAUACAAGGCCUUUUUUUGAGGGCCAGAAUUUAUUUGACAUGUUACUGCUAUUGGAUAAAUGUUAGUGGUUGGGAGGGUUCUAUUUAUGUUUCAAAAUUUAUUGGACCAUCAGUGUUCAAUUAAUGUAAAAGUGAUAAAACUUCAUGAAUGUGAGGAAAGUGGGAAGGCUUUGGAAGACAGUUAAUGUGUCAGUGACAGUCCCACAGACAUUUCUCAGCAUCAGGAUCAUUUUUACCCUGUGGGAAAUCAGAGGAUUCUUAAUAUAAAUGUCAUAUAUAUAGGAGACAAAUUUGCUUUAGCUUAAGUUACUCAUCUGGUAAUUCAUGCUUGGGAAAGGCUAUAGUAAUGUUAAAAAUGCAGCAGGUUACUCUAUCCCACUCAAAUCUUGUCAAAUAUUUGCAAGCUUAACCUCUAAAAAUAACCUGAACUGAAUCAUAGUGGGACAGGACUUAACCAAUGCUCAGUCUUUACUUGCCUUCACCAUUUUAACUCAUUUCUUAUGGGCAAAUGACUUAACUAGGUCUAAAUUUUCUCACUUAAAAAUUAGCAAUAUUAGCACCAUCUUGUUAGCAUUGUGAAGCUUAAAUAAUUACAUGAUAUCCCUUAGAAUACUGUGUGGCUCAUAUCGAAAGUGUGUUAAAUAAGAGCUGCUUUUAUUACUUUAUUUUUAUGCUUGUGGAUGGAGAUCGUAUGAGAGGAAGGCCUUAUGUGUGCAGGGAAUAUAGGAACAUCUAACGUCACCUUUUUAUUGAAUGUCAGGUAAUUCCUUCUGGAGAAAAAUUAAAAACUGAAGUUUUCAUUCUCCUUGCCUUCUUGCUUCACUAGGGGAAAGGAAAUCAAGGCAAAUUACAAUUAGAAAUGAAUGACAGAGGGACAACUACGCAUUAACAUUUGUAGGAUGAAACAAAGCUAUACCCAGGAAAAUAACUAUGAAACAAAGCUAUACCCAGAAAAAAACAUUUAUUUCUCCAUUGAAUAUGGGUAGAAAAUGGGAGAUGAUUAAUGGCCAGGAUUCAUUGUCAGUACUUGGUGCACUGCCUGUUCUAAUAGGUCCCCUGUAAACACAUGUUGAAAUCAGAGGAAUGAGGGAGUGAAUAAAUAUUUAUCUCUGGUGUGUAGAAAAGCUCUAACAAAGUAAGUGCAAAGCAAAACAAACCAAAAACCUUGAAAACUUUUGAAAUGGGAAAGUAAAAAAUCCUCAAGCAUCAUGAAUGAGAGGAUAUGUAACUACAAAAAUGGAAUUUUAAAGAAAUAAGGCAAUACAGUUGUGGCAGACACUGUUGGUUACCUACCCAUUGGUGUUAGCCAUUUUCCCUUUGCUAGGACUGCCCAUCUGAAGUCUAGCUCUUGCUGUCCUAGUUUGCUUAAUAAUUGGACAUAUAUAUAACAGUCCUGGCCAUAGAAGAUCUGAGCAAAAGUUAUAUGCAGCCUUUAUGUUAAAUUUUCUUUCCUAACAAAGUAGGAGGAAAUGGUCCUCUUAUACCCAGGAUGCAUGUGUAUAUGUGUAAUACCUGGAACUGUGGCCAUUUUGCUACCACAUGAGUAAGAGGCCGAGAUUGGCACACGGGAUAGAUUGGAAUUACCUGCAUCCUUGACAUUGUUGAGCUGAUGAAACAAUGUGGAACUGCCCUGUUCCUGGACUUUGAGUAAAAUGAGAAACUUCAUGCAUAUCAGUUUUAAGUUUAUACUCACUUUUUUAUGAUAUAUCAGAGUCCUAGAAAAAAAUAUUUUCGUAUGUAUAUACACAUAUUUAUUCACCUUUAAUUUAGUAAAUUGGGGAAAUGUUUAUAUUUGGCUUCUUUUUAUGGUAUAUCUGAAAUUGUAGUAAAGCAUUAUUUUCUUAAAUAUUUUUUAGACAUGUAUAUACAUAUAUUCUACUUUGAAUUAGUAAGACAUGGGAAAAUUUUUUUUUACAUUCAGCAUUUUAUAGUGUGUGUUUAUAUUCAUCUUUUUAAAGCAUGUCUGAAAUCCUGAAAGAUAUUUUCCUGAAUAAAGAAUCAAUAAACUGAUUCCUCUCAUAUCAGAAUAUCUAACAGAUAAAAUCUUCUAAGUGUUCAAGGUACAAAGAGUCACAGCUGUGAGGCUAGCAUAACGCUUUUAAGAAAUUUGGAGGGGUUCCUGGGUUGCUCAGUUGGUUAGGCAUCCAGCUUCGGGUCAGGUCAUGAUCUCAUGGUUUGGAGUUCAAGCCCCGAGUUGGGCUCUGUGCUGACAGCUCAGAGCCUGGGACCUGCUUCAGAUUCUGUGUCUCUCUCUGUCCCUCCCCUGAUCACACUCUGUCUCUCAAAAAUAAACAUUAAAAAAAAUUUUUUUUGGAAAAGGGUAACAUUCAAAUCAAAUCACCCAAAAAAAUAAUCCAUUGUACUUACGGUAUGUGAAUAUUAAAAUAAGUUAAAUCUUGCAGCCUAUUAAAGAAAAUAGGGUUGUUGGGGAGGUUUUUUUUGUCCAGAAUAUGAUUCAUGACGAUCUGUCCAGUUAAUUUUUAAGUAAUGUAUAAAUGUAGUGUUUACACGUUGAAAACUAGACCCUAAAAUAACUUUUUCCCAAAGUAGUAACUGAGAAACUAUUAGAGCAUAUGCAUAUUCAGCUGCUGUGAAGUCACUGCAGUUAUCCACUUAAUCAGACCUCAUGGGCUGUGGACACAUUUGGAAUAAUCCCUAGUCGAUUCCACUUAUGUCUUGCACUUUAGAAAAUAAUACUUCAAAUAAGUUUAAUGUAAACAUGUAUUAUAUGGUAAAUCAAUUAUAGCUAAAUGUGAGCCCAUUGGAGGAGAAUUUAUAAUAAUCCAAGCAUUUUUUAUUUUUUUGAGUAUGCUCUAUGCCCAAUGUAGGCUUGAAUUCCAGACCCUAAGAUCAAGAGUCACAUGCUCCACUGACUGAGCCAGCCAGGUGCGCCCAAGCAUUUUUUAAAGGGGAAAUUAUUGCUAAAUUUUAUCUGUACUGGCAUAAUUAUUCCGUAAGUCUCUUCUUGAAAGUUGUACGUACUGUUCUAAGAAGACAAGCUCUGCCCUUAGGAGGAAUUGAAUUAAUAAAGAUAGGCAAAACCAGGCAUGAUCAUGGUACUGGUUUCAUUAUAAUUUCUAAUAUUUUUUGACAUAUUAAGAGACGAUUCUCUUUCAUUUUUUGCCCAUGUAUACACUUUCCUUUUUUCAACACUUGAAAAUUGUAUUCUAAUUUUAUAUAACAAACUAUCAGGGUGCCUGGCUGGCUCAGUCUGAAGGAUAUGCGACUCUUGAUCUUGCAGUCAUGAGUUCGAGCCCCACAUUGGAUGUAGAGAUUAUAAAUAAAUCAACCUAAAAAAAAAAAAAAAACUAGGAGCGCCUGGGUGGCUCAGUCAGUUGAGCAUCUGAGCAUCUUUUGAUUUCGGCUUGGGUCAUGAUCUCACGGUUUGUAGUUUCGAGCAAGCCAUGUGUCAGGUGACUUUCAACAUGGUACCUGCUUGGGAUUCUCGGUCUCCCUCUCUGCCUUUCCCCUGCUUGCCCUCUCAAAAAUGGAUAAAUCUUAAAAACAAAAACCCCACGUUCUCUUAAUUGCCAUUACAAAAGCCUUCCGUGCUUUUUGCCAUACUCAAGAAGCAUGCCCACAUCUAAGAAGUUUGCUUUGGUAGUGGUGGUGGUGUGUGUGUAGUGUAGCAUAGUUUAAACGGGAUCAUGCUUACACAUUAAAGUGCAAUCCCCUUUUCUCACUUGGUAACUUACCAUGACUGGGCUUCCUUCCAGUCAGUGCCUACAAGUGUAAGUUUUUAGCUUUUAGACUCCUACAUCAUAAAGACAAAGCAUAAUAAUAUGCAGCCCAAUCUUCCACCAGUUCAGAUUUGUUAUUUUACAAAUAAUUGUACAAUUUUAUUACACAUGUAUUAUUUCCUGUUGGUGCUUCUGUUGAGUGGAUGGAUUCCCACCAGUUGGAUUCCUUGCUUUACAACAUAGUGUAUUUUAAAUGUAGUAGUUAAUGCCUUAUUUUCUGAAAUUCGCCAUUAAUCUAAAAAUAUAUGCCUAUUCCCAACAACUUCAAUAAAGAAUGAAUCUUGUUAAAUUGAGUGAAGAAAAAAAAGUGUGUUUAAUUUGCAUUUUCUUAACUGUCGGUGAGGUUGAGCAUUUAUCAUGUCUAAAACAUCAUGCCUAAUGUUGCUGUGAAUUCCUUGUUUUUAUGUAUUCCAUUUUUUAAAUUGGAGUAGUUUUUGAAGGAGUUUGUAGAAACCUUGUUUUGUUACAUACUUUGCAGUU